UUAGCGUGCCCUGCCAUUGGACUUCGCCCGUGCCAGUCUCGCAAUAGGGUUUCCGGGUCCUUUGGCGCUAGAAACAAACUGGAAGGAAGUUGCGAACUUCCACUCUGGGCCUAGGCUAGGACGCGUUUAUGCGAUAGAUUUUUACCUGCCCUUUUGCUUUGAAAAUGCUCUUGAUGGACAUUUUGAACGCUUUCCUGAAAGGGGGCUGACAUUCGUCGCAGUGCGGAUGUGUUCUCCAUGCGGGCACAAAGCUCUUAAACAGCCCGUUUUCCAGAGUGGAAACCAGAUCUAAUCCAGGAUGAGAAAGAAGUCAAACCAGCAUCAGUUCCAGAUGAUUGGGACAGUGCAGAGAAACCUCACCAGCUCCAAGCCUUUCUUCUCAACCCCGAUUCUAUGUUAAAGCUCAGUUUCACGGGGAGGAUGCCAGGUCUCAGCCUCCUGCUUCUGCUGCCAUGCUUGCCUCCUCACCAUGAUGGACUCUUGCCCCUCUGGAACCUGGGAACUCCAUGAACACUGGAUAGAGACAUACAUAACUGAAUUUAUGAAGAGCACAAGGUGAUUCCUUGCAGCAGACCCUGUGGGAAGUGGAAACGGGACACCCAGCCAGAGGCCACUGCCCCUCAGCACCAAGAGGAGCCAUCACAGAAGUAUGAAGAGGGCCUGCACGGCCACAGCUGCCGCCACGGUGCUGCUGGGCUGUGAGGAGCCUGGACCACAGGACCUGUAUCUGCAGAAGCCACAGUGGAGCAGCCCUGAGCACAGGCGCUGCUGAGCUGCUGCAGCUGAGCUGUCGGAGCAGCGGGCUGGGUGUGCAGAGUGGAUAAAUGAUGUGCACUGCCCUGAGCCCCAAGGUUCGCAGCGGACCUGGCCUGUCUGAUAUGCAUCAGUACAGCCAGUGGCUGGCCAGCAGACAUGAAGCUAAUUUGCUGCCAAUGAAAGAAGACUUGGCCUUGUGGUUAACCAAUCUAUUAGGGAAAGAGAUAACAGCAGAAACCUUCAUGGAGAAGUUGGAUAAUGGUGCCUUGCUCUGUCAGCUUGCAGCAACUGUGCAAGAGAAAUUCAAAGAAAGCAUGGAUGCCAAUAAGCCUGCUAAGACUCUGCCACUGAAGAAGAUUCCCUGCAAAGCCAGCGCACCCUCAGGCUCCUUUUUUGCCCGAGACAACACAGCCAACUUCUUAUCCUGGUGCCGAGACCUGGGAGUGGACGAAACAUGUCUUUUUGAAUCCGAAGGCCUGGUUCUGCACAAACAGCCCCGAGAAGUGUGUCUAUGUUUGCUAGAGCUUGGCCGGAUCGUAGCCAGGUAUGGUGUGGAGCCUCCUGGUCUGAUAAAGCUGGAAAAAGAAAUUGAACAAGAAGAGACACUUUCUGCCCCGUCUCCUUCGCCUUCUCCUUCAUCCAAGUCUUCAGGAAAGAAGAGUACUGGGAACCUACUGGACGAUGCAGUAAAAAGAAUCUCUGAAGAUCCUCCCUGCAAGUGCCCAACUAAGUUCUGUGUGGAGCGGCUCUCUCAAGGUCGAUAUCGGGUGGGAGAGAAGAUCCUCUUCAUCAGGGGUCUUCAUAGUUGUGCCUAUGUCUCCACAGCCAAAGCAAAGCAGACCCUCAAGAUGCUGCACAACAAGCAUGUGAUGGUCCGAGUGGGAGGAGGCUGGGAGACCUUCGCAGGCUAUCUACUCAAGCAUGACCCCUGCCGCAUGCUGCAGAUCUCCCGUGUGGAUGGCAAGACAUCCCCUGUGCAGAGCAAAUCACCAAUCCUGAAGGACAUGAAUCCAGAUAAUUACCUGGUGGUCUCUGCCACCUACAAGGCUAAGAAGGAGAUUAAAUGAAACUGGUUUCUGAAAGGGGACUCAUGCAAUGGCCUGUGUCCAUUCUACAGUAUAGCCAGUGUAGUUCACAUGCUUUGAGAACCACACACAUUAUCAAGCAGGAAAAGGCUCAAAAGUAGCACUAUUUAUUUUUAAUGCAUCUGUAGAACUUCACCUAAGGGAAAAAAUUCUAAACUCAGAACAAAAUCAGACAAAUUAUAAGCAAAUCAUUAUGGCUCUGUAUGUGAACAUAGUAUUUAAAACAAACCUUAUUAGGAUAAACUCAGUGCAGCCAUUGGAGGUGAACAUGCCUAGAUUAUAAUUAGCAUGUAUGGAUAGGUCAACAGAAAGUGCCUGCUGUAUGUCUAUGAGCUAAAGCACCCCAGACACUUUUAUAAUGGUGGGAUUUUAUAGCUAUUUUUUACAAAAUGACAAUGUGAUGAUGUGCUACUAAAAUUGUCCACAGACUAUACGAUACAGUUUUCAUAGCCAUAAUACUUAACUGGAAAGGCCACAUCAGAGAUGUCGACAUUCACUGGGAAGAUUGCCUUAAAGAUCAUCUUUGAUCACUGACCAAACCAACCUCUGGGGUACUUUUGGAUGUUGCCUGUACAGCCCCUUAGAAAUAGCAGGUACCUUACACACACACACACACACACACACACACACACACACACACACACACACACACACAGAGAGAGAGAGAGAGAGAGAGAGAGAGAGAGAGAGAGCAGCUAUAUUUAGGAAGAUCACUUAGUGAAAUUCACAUGCAUAAGCUGGCAUACAUUCACAUUGUGAUGUGCAGACUGCACAGUCACAUGUUCAUCAGCUUUGUGAUUUUGUUUAUUUCAAGCAUUUUCUUAUUAAAAUGUAUCUUACUUAGUCCUAUUCUGCUAUGCUGUCUCAUGAAGUAAAUUCACUGUAUUGAAUGAUGUUACAGACUUGUAUACCCAGGACAGGGCUGUUUUGUACCAAUGAACAGCAAGAUAUUGUCCACACUGAUUUAAGAAUUAAAAACCAAAAAUUAAAAAAAAAACAUAUUAUGUCUCUAUCAUGCUUCAAUCUAAAAUAAAGUUAAUCUUCAAACUACUAA
Messenger RNA from Cricetulus griseus (Chinese hamster), 2895 nucleotides. The record is from RefSeq and is a predicted model, not a curated record. NCBI's taxonomy places the organism in Eukaryota, Metazoa, Chordata, Mammalia, Rodentia, Cricetidae.